AUCGCGGGCUCUUAUCGAAGAUCUGGUUUGCUCGCAGAUUUGGUGAACCGGUGUGCCGCGACCCGAUACUUCUGUUUCGUCUACCACUCGAUUUGGGCCGGUCGCGUCGGCGACGCUGCUCGAGAAAGCCGUCGUGCUUCGGGGAAUUCCACCGCCAGCUCGCUAUCGCUAUGGCAUCCGCCGACAAUCACAAUUCCAUAAAAUCAGUGGCAGUUGUUGGUGGUGGAGUCAGUGGACUUGCUGCUGCGUACAAACUCAAGUCAAAUGGUCUAAAAGUAACCCUCUUUGAGGCUGAAGAAAGAGCAGGAGGAAAAAUAAAAAGCUCUUCAGAGAAUGGUCUCAUAUGGGACGAAGGGGCAAACACUAUGACAGAAAGUGAAAGGGAGGUUGGGAGGUUGAUUGACCACCUUAGUCUUCGAGAAAAGCUACAAAUUCCUGUGUCCCAAAACAAGCGGUAUAUUGUGAGGAAUGGAAUGCCACAGCUGAUUCCACUGAAUCCGGUUGGGCUGAUCAUGAGUAACAUCCUUUCUGCUAAAUCAAAGGCAAGAAUAUUUCUAGAACCACUUUUGUGGAAAAACUCAGGCGGAAAGAAAUCCUCAAAAGUUUCUGAAGAAAAUUUGCAGGAAAGUGUGGGGCAGUUCUUUCGACGUCAUUUUGGAGAAGAGGUUGUUGAUUAUCUAAUUGAUCCUUUUGUGGCUGGCACCAGUGCUGGAGAUCCCGAAUCACUCUCUGUGCAACAUGCAUUUCCAGAGUUAUGGAAUCUGGAAAAGAAAUAUGGUUCACUCUUUAUUGGAGCUAUCCGGUCCAAGCAAAACAGUGGAAGCAAAGAAAACAAGGCAAGAGAAGGUUCUUCGGGGAAGAAGAGACACCAACGUGGUUCAUUUUCAUUUUAUGGUGGAAUGCAGACACUUAUCGACAAGCUGUGUGAGGAAGUUGGUGUCGAUAAUUUGAAAUUAAACUCAAAGGUGUUAUCACUAUCUUGUAGCUUUGAUGGCAGCACACCAUUGAGUAGUUGGUCAAUUUCUUAUGCUACAAAUGAUGCAGACACCAAGGAGCUAAAAAAAGACCAAUCUUUUGAUGCAGUUAUAAUGACGGCUCCACUUCGCAAUGUUCAGGAGAUGAAAUUCACCAAAGGGAGAAACCCUUUUUUGUUGGACUUUCUCCCCAAGGUGAAUUAUUUGCCAUUAUCUGUCAUGAUUACCUCUUUUAAAAAGGAUAAAGUCAAACGGCCUUUGGAAGGUUUUGGAGUUCUUGUCCCUUCUAAAGAACAAAAGAAUGGUUUCAAAACCCUUGGUACACUCUUUUCUUCCAUGAUGUUUCCUGAUCGAUCUCCCCAUGAUCAGUAUCUGUAUACCACAUUUGUUGGGGGAAGUCGUAAUAGAGAUCUCGCCGGCGCUUCAUUGGAUGAGCUGAAACAAAUUGUGACUUCAGAUCUGAGAAAUCUGUUGGGUACGGAGGGGCAACCAACCUUUGUGAAGCAUAUCUACUGGAGAAAUGCUUUUCCAUUGUAUGGUCACGAUUAUGAUUUAGUCCUGGAAGCUAUAGAGAAAAUGGAGGAAAAUCUACCUGGGUUCUUCUAUGCAGGCAAUCAUCGAGAUGGAUUAUCCGUAGGGAAAGCUGUAACUUCUGGGUGCAAAGCAGCUGAUCGUGUAGUCUCUCAUCUCAAUUCUUGUAUCAAGCAGGAUUCCACCUGAUGUGGCAUAUUAGGGCUGAAACGUUACGUUUCACUUUUGUCAAUCUCCAUUGUGUUAUUUUACUUGAACAUCCAUAGCACUUGAUCUGAUGAUUUUGGAAGCAAAACUUCCUCCACCUGUC
Molecule: messenger RNA, 1815 nt
Organism: Musa acuminata subsp. malaccensis (wild Malaysian banana)
Lineage: Eukaryota; Viridiplantae; Streptophyta; Magnoliopsida; Zingiberales; Musaceae
Product: protoporphyrinogen oxidase 2
Biological process (GO): porphyrin-containing compound biosynthetic process
Cellular component (GO): chloroplast
Molecular function (GO): protoporphyrinogen oxidase activity, oxygen as acceptor
Source: RefSeq, a predicted model, not a curated record